UGACCAACAUCUGUUUUUUGGACCUGUACGCAUGCAGCGUUAUCAAUUAAUCCAUCAUAUAUAAUCAAAUAUAUAUAGAAGAAUCGUAUUAUGGGUCGCCUUAUUCUAGAGCAUACGCUGCAAGGUCAUAAAGGCCGUAUUUGGGGCGUUGCAUGGCAUCCAAAGGGAAACAGUUUCGCUUCUUGUGGCGAAGACAAAGCCAUCAGGAUUUGGUCCCUAUCUGGGAAUACAUGGACAACGAAGACGAUACUAUCGGAUGGACAUAAGCGUACCAUACGUGAGGUACGGUGGUCUCCGUGUGGUGAGUAUCUGGCGUCGGCUAGCUUUGAUGCAACCACAGCCAUUUGGUCCAAACACGAAUGCACUGCGACGCUGGAGGGACACGAAAACGAGGUGAAAAGUGUCAGUUGGUCACGCAGUGGUGGUCUAUUGGCAACUUGUUCACGUGAUAAAUCUGUGUGGAUCUGGGAAGUGGCUGGCGAUGAUGAAUUCGAAUGCGCCGCAGUACUUAAUGCCCACUCGCAGGAUGUAAAGCGUGUAGUGUGGCAUCCGACAAAGGAAAUCCUUGCCUCGGCUUCGUAUGAUAACACAAUCAAAAUGUAUGCCGAGAGUGCACUAGACAGUGAUUGGGAUUGUACGGCUACGCUCAGCUCGCAUACGAGUACAGUUUGGAGCAUUGACUUCGACGCCGAUGGCGAGCGUUUGGUAUCCUGCAGCGAUGAUGCAACACUUAAGAUCUGGCGUGCCUAUCAUCCAGGCAAUGAGGCCGGCAUUGCAACACCCGAUAAGACGACUGUGUGGAAGUGUGUGUGCACCCUGUCCGGCCUGCACACACGUGCCAUCUACGAUGUGUCCUGGUGCAAGCUGACGGGCCUAAUAGCCAGCGCGUGCGGGGAUGACGCUAUACGCAUUUUUAAAGAGAGCAGCGAUUCAAAGCGAGAUGCACCCAGCUUUGAACUGUUAACUUCCGAGGAGAGUGCCCAUGAACAGGAUGUGAAUGCCGUUGAGUGGAAUCCGGUAAAUGUCGGGCAGCUAAUCUCCUGCAGCGACGACGGCACCAUUAAAAUAUGGAAGCUGCAGGAAUAGUACUAAGGUCUUUGUGUAUA
Messenger RNA from Drosophila arizonae, 1106 nucleotides. RefSeq names its product cytosolic iron-sulfur assembly component 1 (gene Ciao1). The record is from RefSeq and is a predicted model, not a curated record. Gene Ontology annotation, cellular component: cytosolic [4Fe-4S] assembly targeting complex. Gene Ontology annotation, molecular function: protein binding. Lineage: Eukaryota; Metazoa; Arthropoda; Insecta; Diptera; Drosophilidae. Gene Ontology annotation, biological process: iron-sulfur cluster assembly.